Nematolebias whitei (Rio pearlfish) is the source of this 651-nucleotide messenger RNA. RefSeq names its product phosducin-like protein 3. NCBI's taxonomy places the organism in Eukaryota, Metazoa, Chordata, Actinopteri, Cyprinodontiformes, Rivulidae. Bases 73 to 651 code for a protein of 192 amino acids. The transcript has 5 exons. Gene Ontology annotation, biological process: angiogenesis; protein folding; positive regulation of gene expression. Gene Ontology annotation, cellular component: cytoplasm. The record is from RefSeq and is a predicted model, not a curated record.
GCGUUCCUUCUGUUUCCGUGUCUGUGCUGAGGAGCUGAGGUGUGAUUUGACAGGACUUCUUUAUUCGCCACAAUGCAGGAUCCAAAUGAAGACACAGAGUGGAACGAUAUCCUGAGGAAGAAAGGCAUCCUUCCUCCUAAAGAGAUUCCUAAAGAUGAUGAAGAGGAGGAAGAAGCCCUCCAGCAACAGUCAGUGGUUAAGACCUAUGAGAGCAUGACACUGGAGGAACUUGAGGAGAAUGAAGAUGAGUUUGGUGAGGAUGAUGAGGCUGCCAUUGAGAUGUACAGACUGAAGCGACUGGCAGAGUGGAAAGCAACUCAGAUGAAGAACGUGUUCGGGGAGGUGGGGGAAAUUUCUGGUCAGGACUACGUCAAGGAAGUCAACAAGGCUGGAGAGGGCAUCUGGGUGGUGCUGCAUCUCUACAAGCAGGGCAUCCCUCUGUGUACCCUCAUCAACCAGCACCUGAGCAUUCUGGCUGGGAAGUUCCCUCAGACAAAGUUCCUGAAGUCCAUCUCCACCACCUGCAUCCCCAACUACCCUGACCGAAACCUGCCCACCAUCUUUGUCUACUUCGAGGGGGAGAUGAAGGCCCAGUUCAUCGGUCCUCUGGUGUUUGGGGGCAUGAACCUCAAAGUUGAAGGUAGGAUCUGA